AUGGACGUCGAGUUCAAGCCCAACAACAACUCCAUCACCAGCGAAUCUGCCCCACUGAUCGAACCUGUCGAUAGCGCCAGUGACCAGGACUUGUUCAUGGUUCCCUUGAAAAGACCUUCUCCCAAGUUGCCGUCGUCUCGUUACAGAAACGUCCGCCCUCGCUCGCCUCCGCGCCCUCCAGCCACUCUCAAAAGAACGCCCCAACUACCCACUGGGGAGCAGAUUAAUCAACUCAUCGCCAUGGCUUAUCAAAGUCCACCUCUGUCAGAACGUGCCGGUGAUAAGAUGGACGCCAUCGUCAAAACACCACCAACAACAAUGUUUGGAUCGCCCAUGAUGUCCCCGGAACAGAACCAAGGACCAUCCCUCUCCAUGGUUUACCACAGUCCCCCCAUGUCGAGCCGAAACAUCAACGACAACCUCAACAGCACCGGUGCCAACUCCACUCCCGCCAUCGGCGGUAUUUUGUCACCCAACCCGAGUGACGACAACCACCACCCGGGAAAGUCAUCCCCCAACAUGGCCUCCACGACAAACGACAACCCCACCACCGCCCGCAACACCUCCCGUUCUGCCUCCCCCCAGCAGUCCACCAAAGCAUCCUCUGUAUACGACGCCCCCGACGACAAGAAGGAAGCCCAACCAACCACCACGACUCAACUCCCCCCUCCCAUCCCACCCCUCUCCGCCUCCCGUCCCGCCCCCUUGAGGCCUUACAACCUCUCCCUAACCAAAGCCAACCUAGGCCUCGCCCUCCAACUCAACCCAACCCAAGACAGCAACCUUCUGGCCCCACCCAUCGACCCAAACUGGGCAUUAAACCCUGACUCUCCCAUGGAGCGCGCCUCCCAGAUGCGCGCCACCCCCGACAGUGCUUAUGACAGAGCCAGACAGAUGGAGAUUAGGCGCUCGGAGUGGAAGCACAUCGUUUAUCGGUUUCCUGUCAAAGGGUCGGGGCACUGGGUGAUUGAUUGUGACUUGACCGAGAGCAGCCACGCCAGGCUGAGCGAUGUCGCAGGACGGAGCUCGGAGGGGUUUGAGUGGAAUGGGGAUUAUGAGCUGGCGAACAUUUAUAGGGUGCUGGCGCAGGCGCAUAGGAAGGUGGGAGAGGAGAUGAGGAUGGAGAGGAUUGGAGAGAGGAAGAAGGGUGUUACUGUGCAGACGGCUGUGGCGGCUUGA
Podospora anserina S mat+ is the source of this 1179-nucleotide messenger RNA. RefSeq lists its product as uncharacterized. The record is from RefSeq and is a predicted model, not a curated record. The transcript has a single exon. Lineage: Eukaryota; Fungi; Ascomycota; Sordariomycetes; Sordariales; Podosporaceae. The coding region runs from base 1 to 1179 and encodes 392 amino acids.